Pteronotus mesoamericanus is the source of this 2223-nucleotide messenger RNA. RefSeq names its product caspase 7 (gene CASP7). The coding region runs from base 149 to 1063 and encodes 304 amino acids. Gene Ontology annotation, biological process: positive regulation of neuron apoptotic process; apoptotic process; proteolysis. The transcript is spliced from 7 exons. Gene Ontology annotation, cellular component: cytoplasm. NCBI's taxonomy places the organism in Eukaryota, Metazoa, Chordata, Mammalia, Chiroptera, Mormoopidae. The record is from RefSeq and is a predicted model, not a curated record.
CCUUGCAGCUCGUCGGCCCGAUCGCUUGCACUGAAACUUUGGGGAGAGGGCUCUCCGCGCCCCCAGCAUCUCUUGCUUUGAGCUGCUUGACCUCCCUUCCCUCCCAGCCAGUGGACUUGAGUCAUCAGUUACUAUUGGAAAAGGAGAGAUGGCAGACGAUCAAGAUCAAGGCUCUGUGGAGAGGCAGGGAGCUGGGGAUUCGGGAAACGGUGAUGCCGUUGACGCCAAGCCAGACCGGUCCUCGUUUGCCUCGCUCCUCAGUGUGAAGAAGAAAAGUGGCUCUAGGAAAUCAACCAAGACCACCCACGAUGGAGGGCCUACCUAUGUGUAUAGCAUGAAUUUUGAGAAAGUGGGCAAAUGCAUCAUAAUAAACAACAAGAACUUCGACCCAUCAACAAGUAUGAGCGUCCGGGACGGAACAGACAGAGACGCCGAGGCUCUUUUCAAGUGCUUCCGAAACCUGGGUUUCGACGUGGUCGUCUAUAAUGAUUGCUCUUGCGCUAAGAUGAAAGAGUUGCUGAAAAAUGCCUCUGAGGAGGACCACAGAAAUUCAGCCUGCUUCGCCUGCAUCUUACUAAGCCACGGAGAAGAAGAAUUAAUUUAUGGCACCGAUGGCAUGAUCGCAAUCAAGGAACUGACGAGCUAUUUUCGGGGGGACAGAUGCAAAACCCUCUUAGAGAAACCCAAACUCUUCUUCAUCCAGGCGUGCCGGGGGACGGAGUUGGAUGACGGGAUCCAGGCCGACUCGGGGCCUAUCAGUGACACAGAUGCCACUCCCCAGUACAAGGUCCCAGUUGAGGCCGACUUUCUCUUCGCCUAUUCCACAGUUCCAGGCUAUUACUCCUGGAGGAACCCAAGAAAUGGCUCGUGGUUUGUGCAGGCCCUCUGCUCCACCCUGAACGAGCAUGGGAGAAGCCUGGACAUCCUGCAGAUCCUCACCAGAGUGAACUACAGGGUGGCCAGGUACUGCGAGUCUCAGUCCAACGAUGCCCGCUUCCAUGCGAAGAAGCAGAUCCCCUGUGUGGUCUCCAUGCUCACCAAGACGCUCAUCUUCUCAAAAUGACCAUUCCAGGGGUGCGAUUUAGCUGAAAAGCAAUCGAUUAUUUGUUGAUGGAUAUUUUUUUGAUGCUCUUGAAAUAUCUGUAAAUUCUAAAGGAUUUUUAUUUCAGGAAAAUCUGUUGAAUCAACGGAAAGAAACUCUGGUGCUGUCUUAUGUCCUCUGAAUUUCCACGAUGUUAAUCUAUUUGAUGACUUUGUAAUUUCCUCUGAAGAUUCUUUUUUUGUUGUUAAGUAUGCUUCCUCCUGUUGUCACACAUAGCACAUACAACAAAAAUGACCUCUGCAGAUGCCUCUUGGCUGCGUCCACUGUGACUGGAGGUGACAUUGGUGGACAGCCAGAGUCAUAUUUGUACCUGGCAAAAAGAGUCCCGGUGCUUGACAAAACACAGCCAAGCGGGUAUUCACCCCCCUGUAUUGCACAAGGUCGGUAGAGAGUGUGAUUUGAGUUUUUUUCCGUGGCUUAGGGCAGAUUCUCAUGCAGAUCCCCAACUAAGUUACAGGGGAAAAUAAUUUAAUGACUGUUAAGUAUGAGUCAGGAUCUGGCCAGGAAAACAAAAGCCGUUGUAGGUGUUUCAAUAGAGGGAAUUGAAUAAAAGAAAUUGACUUACAAAGAUGAUAAAAGAGAAGCCAGAUACAAGGAAGCUGUUACCUAGAGCUGUGAGGCAGUGUGUUUCCCUGAGUCCAGAACCGGAGAUCACUUAUCAGAGCUGGAACCACAGUGAGGGGCUGCCUGGUGGGAGCUGGGACCCACCAACGAGGAGGAGAGGGGCUAUGGAAAAUGGAGCCACGGCAGGGUGAAGCUGCUGCCUGAGGGGGAAACUCCAGGUGAGGCAUGCAUGGAGAGGUACCCUGGCGCAGUCUUCUGCCCUGGAGUCUUCCUCCAGCACCUACCCUUCCAGCCCCGCCUGGAAGCCAGUUGACAAGGGCCUUGGGAAGUAUAUUUCCCUGCAGUGCAGUGAAGCAAGGGAGAGUGAAUGAGGCAGGGGAGGAAUAGGGAGUGAGUGUAAGCGUGCCCAUAAUGUGAACAGAUCUACUUAUAUUCCCUGACAUCCUGAUAUUCUGCCGUUCAAUCAUUCAUUCAUUCAGUUGUCAGAUAAUCUAUGUAUUGCCUGCUAUGUGAAAAAUAAUCUAUUUUAGCUUUAAUAGAUACCUGAAACUUUUUAG